GUCAACAUCAACAUCAACAUCAACACAGAUAUCUAGUAUCUCGGUAGCAAUCAUCAUCUCCGCAUACAUGUCACGUCGUGUUGAAUUCUCGUGAUAUAAAAUUGAACGCGAGGCUGUGCCCAUGAGCCAUCACAUAAGGAAGGGACGGGAAGGGAAGGAAGGAUCUUAUAACAAAAACGCUCAGCUGCGAAUCAAAAGAGAAAGCGCUACAUGAACCUUGCUCUCUCUGCUUUGGGAUUAUCCUCCAAUGAAUCCAUCUGAGAUUAUCUCACUACUAACUUCUCACUCAUUACAACCAAUCUUCUUCUUCCAUCGUCCCUCUUCCUUCUUCCCUCUUCGCUUUUCCCUCUCUUCCUUUACUCGUUCGCACCUUUUCAUCUCAUCGCCCUAUUGUCACUUACUUCUACAAGUCUAUCAAUGACUCUCUUUUCAUCUUGAUGGAUCAUCACCACACGGGAAAUUUGCAACAGAAAAAGAAGUAUUUGACGUCCAUUCGUUUCUUAAAUUGAUUUGAACUUCUUUGGGAGGAUACUUCUAAGAUUGGGUGAAUCCUUCCAACCUCUUGAGGAUUUCCAACUUCAGCAUCGACUCUUCCAUAUCUACAAACACACGCUACAUACUACACACUGUCCACGAUCGAAAAUCUUUGGACAAUGCUUCCUACUUUCGCUUUAUCGGCCGCGACGGCACUUCUAUUCAGUUCCUCGAUGGUUAAUGCUGAGAUAGAAUUAAAUCUCGAUGACGAUACUUCAAUAAAGAAUGCGGCUGCGACAAUCGCAUACGAUAUGAUGACAUACUAUAAGGGCAAUCAAUCGGGAGGAAUACCUGGAGUUUUACCUGGACCUCCACCAGAUCCUCCUACGGGUUAUUAUUGGUGGGAAUCCGGUGCAAUGUGGGGGUCUCUUAUCGAUUACUGGUAUUAUACUGGCGAUUCUUCAUACAACGACGAUGCGAUGGCGGGGAUUCAAUGGCAAACUGGGGCAAACAAUGAUAUGAUGCCUGCGAAUUGGUCACAAUCUAUGGGAAAUGAUGAUCAAGGAUUUUGGGGAAUGACAGCUAUGACGGCAGCGGAAACGAAAUUCCAGGAUCCUCCUUCGGACAGACCAGGCUGGCUGGCUUUGGCUCAAGCAGUUUUUAAUACUCAAGCAGUGCGAAUUGAUAAUGCGACUUGUGGUGGAGGUUUACGUUGGCAAGUUUAUCCAUAUCUUACGGGUUACAAUUACAAGAACUCUAUCGCAAAUGGAUGUUUCUUUAAUAUCGGGGCGAGACUCGCAAGAUAUACCAAUAACGAAACAUACGCCCAAUAUGCUGAAGAAACAUGGAAUUGGGUCACAAGUGUUGGAUACAUGGACAAAGAAUAUAAUAUUUAUGAUGGUGCUCACAUUGAAGAGAAUUGUACGGAUAUCAACAAAGUUCAAUUCUCUUACAACUCGGGAGUUUAUUUACUUGGUGCAGCUACUAUGUAUAAUCAUACAAACGGCUCCGACAUUUGGAAAGAACGUGUCGAUGGACUUCUCAAUGCUACAUUCAAAAACUUCUUCCCUACCGGUGAUAUCGCAUACGAAAUUGCUUGCGAAGCAAAACUUUCAUGUACAACUGAUAUGUAUUCCUUCAAGGCAUUUCUCACUCGUUGGUUGGCCGGAACCACAAAAAUGGCCCCUUACACUUAUGAUCUAAUCAUGCCAUACUUGAAAGCAUCCGCAGUCGCAGCAGCAAAACAAUGCUCAGGCCCAAGUCCAUUUGCUGGUAGAACAUGUGGAUUAAGUUGGAGCAAAGGAACGGAUUGGGAUGGAACAUCUGGUGUUGGACAACAAAUGGCUGCUAUGAGUGCUAUUUUUGUAAAUCUCGUUCAAAAAACUCAAGCCCCGGUUACGAACAGUACAGGUGGAACUAGUGUGGGGAAUAGUGCGGCGGGUAGCGGGAGUUCGAAUAGUUUGGACUCUGUUAAACCGCCAUCUACAGGAGACAGAGUGGGAGCUGGAAUGGUUACGACGGUGGUUUUGGUUGGAAUGACGGGAAUGUUUGGGUGGAUGAGUUUGUAGUUUGGAAGGAGAAGGAAGAGUAGAAUUGAGAGAUGGGUAUGGGAGAGGAGCGAGGGCAAGGGAAUAAGAAUGGGGAGGGGAAAAAUUAUGAAACGGAGUUGGGAAAUUAAUGUUUAUUUUCUUUCUUUACGUGGAUAUGGAAGGAUAUGGGAUAAGGUGUUUAAGCGUGCAACUUCUGCUGGGUUGGCGUGAUUGAUGGGAAGGAUGGAUAUGACAUGAGAUGUUGAGUUGGUGGUUGCAGUACUGGCUAUGAAUUCUUGUAUUGCAUUGUUUUUGCGUGCAUAUACCCCAUACACUGCUUUACUAAGAGAUAUACACAGAGAGGAUGAAUAGGUGGUGGUGAAGGAUUGAUGAUGAGAAUGAAAGGAUGGAAUAAGAUGGAAUGAACAAAUGGGAUUUUUAAAAAUAUAUCAUUUUGAUUGAUUGAUGUUUUAGAUGUUGUGAAUAUAGUGUAGGAGGUGAGAGAUGAUUUAUUUAUCAAAGUGUAAUCACUCAUUAGAAUAUUAGGGGGAAGAUCAAUCUAAGAGUCGUUUAGGUUUUUGGAUACCCAGGAAGACCCUCAGCCUUUGAAAUUAGUGUAAAAUCACUUCAUUUUGCCA
This is a messenger RNA of Botrytis cinerea B05.10, 2641 nucleotides long. RefSeq lists its product as hypothetical. Lineage: Eukaryota; Fungi; Ascomycota; Leotiomycetes; Helotiales; Sclerotiniaceae. Gene Ontology annotation, molecular function: mannan endo-1,6-alpha-mannosidase activity. Gene Ontology annotation, biological process: carbohydrate catabolic process; fungal-type cell wall biogenesis. The transcript is spliced from 5 exons. The record is from RefSeq and is a predicted model, not a curated record. Bases 654 to 2042 code for a protein of 462 amino acids.